Molecule: messenger RNA, 1578 nt
Organism: Adineta ricciae
Lineage: Eukaryota; Metazoa; Rotifera; Eurotatoria; Adinetida; Adinetidae
Source: the annotation of a GenBank genome assembly
AUGAGUAGUAGAUUCUCUAUAAAUACGCCAAUUGCUGUACUUAUGAAAAAUCUCUUUAUUGAAGAAUGGAUAACAUCAAUUAAUUAUUCAUCGUAUUUUGAACAAUGUUUUCCUUUGUUUUGUUCGUAUACUUAUAUUCGACGAUUCAGUUUACUUUAUGCUAUAACUUUUGUACUCGGUAUCCAAGGUGGUCUUACAAUUAUUCUCAAAUGGAUUUGUCCUCAAAUAGUUCGAAUUGUAUUCAAGAUUAAUUAUUAUCAAAACAGUCGACGAAACAUUGUUCAAUCCAUGGACACAACGCGUAUAACGACGAUUGGAUCUACAAAUACAGUCAUUCCUGAUCGUAAUUUCGAAGCAGAAUCCAUAUCAAGAAAUGUCACAUCUCAAGUCCAUAUUCACAGGCCUGUUCGACGUUUUGUCAAAAUGUUCUCCAUACUUUCACUGGCGUUGUUCGUCUUAUUGGUUCUUAUUAUGUUUUCUAUUUAUGUUGCUCGAUCUCAAAGUGAUGAAAUUAUCCGAACAGUGUCCCUGACGAAUACGACAAAUUAUGCAUAUGGGACAAUGAUAACAAGUACACCAGAAAGUACAGCAACGUUAAAUUUUACAACAACGGAUAAUUGGCAAUACGGCCCACGUCUCCCGAUUGGGAUUGACUUCAAUAAUGACGGUAUCCUCGAUUUAGUUUUUAUUGGUUAUCAUAGUUUAAGAAUAAUGUUUGGAAACGGUAAUGGAACUUUUCAAGGACAAACAGUUCUUUUAACAAUAUCAGAAGGCUUAUACAUAGUUGCUUUUGCUUUGGGCGAUUUUAAUAAAGAUGGUCGACUAGACGUAGCAGUUAUCAACAGCGAUCAGACUUCUAUAAAUGUUCUCCUUAGCGAUAACAAUGGAACAUUCGGAGAUUUAAUGCAAUUAACUGGCGACAAUAUAAAGAGAUUAGAAGAUAUUACAAUAGCAGAUUUUGAUAAUGACAAUUACUUGGACAUAGCUGUCUGUGAUUUUGGAAAUAAUGCUAUUGGUGUCCUUUUCAACAAUGUAGUUGGCCACAAACAGAUUGGAGUAUUAUUUGGCUAUGGAAAUAGAACCUUUCAAUCAGUAAAAACAUUUUUCACGGGAGGUGGUUACAGACCAACGUCAUUCGUUAUGGGAGAUUUUAAUGAAGAUACUUGGUUAGACGUUGCUUAUUCUUGUAUGAGCAGAAAUGCUAUUAGUGUAUUAUUUGGAUACAGUAACGAAACUUUAGGUGGAAAUGUCGAUUUCUUCAUAGAAACGGAUAUUAUUAGUACAACACCACCCGCUAUUGGUGAUUUAAAUAAUGAUGGUCAUUUAGAUAUUGUCGUUCCCAGCGCACGACCUGAUUACAUAAAUAUAUUAAUUGGACGUGGUAAUGGAAUAUUUAUAGCACAACAUAUAUUUGUGCCUGGAACUUCUUAUAAUGAACCGACUACCAAGAUAAUUGUUCAUGAUUUUAAUGGUGAUAGUUGCCAAGAUCUCAUCGUUUCAACUUAUUUUACUAGCAAUUUGGAUAUUCUUUUGAAUAAUUGCGACUGUUCAGUAUCUGGAAUCUCCAGAAAUAAUUAA